Molecule: messenger RNA, 1936 nt
Organism: Nylanderia fulva
Lineage: Eukaryota; Metazoa; Arthropoda; Insecta; Hymenoptera; Formicidae
Biological process (GO): regulation of transcription by RNA polymerase II
Molecular function (GO): DNA-binding transcription factor activity, RNA polymerase II-specific; RNA polymerase II cis-regulatory region sequence-specific DNA binding
Source: RefSeq, a predicted model, not a curated record
UUUCCCAAGAUUCUUUGUGAUGUACUGGCGUUACGGGGGGCCGACGAAAUUCAAUUCACUGCGAGCGAGCGGACGAUCCAUCUAUGGCUUUAUCUCGCGUUAUUUCGCCAGUAUUUUCGUCAUGUCGCGUCACGUCGCGACACAUCGGCUCCUCCUCUCGGAAAUGCUCCCGAGCACGAAGAUGGCGAGUCUCGGGGAACGAGAUGCGAUUCGGUCUGCGGCAUCGGCACAAUCGUAGGAGAUGUCGGCACAGAGUGCAGAUACUCCAAACUGCACUGCGAGUCAGGAGGAGGAGGAGGAGGAGGAGAUGAUCUUGGAUGAGUCUGAGAAUAAUCCCAUGGAUAUUUUGGAAUGCUUGUCAGUUAUGAUAAAUGAGGGUCCUGAAAAUGAUGCGAGUCAGGUUCAAGAAUUUUUGUUGGAUGACCAGUUACUUGGUACAAUGGUGACAGCAAUUACAUUGCCUGAUGGAACUCAAGCUUUUGUCACAAAUAAUCUCAGUGACAUUGAUCCAGAUUUCAAGACUCAAACAUUACAAACAACACUUGAGAAUGGGAAUACUAUAUUGUUGCGAGAUUUGUCAGAAUUUGGUGAAGGGAAGGCUCUUCAAUUAGAAUUAGAUUCUGCUACAUUUAUACAAGAUGAAGAUGCUUCCAACGAAAAUGUAGAAAAUACAUAUUCACAAGUAGAAUUUAUUAAUGGCACUGCAUACAUGGUAGCUAGUCAUGUGGAUGUUGAUGAAAAUUUAUGGGAAAUUCAAGAUGGGAAGUUAAAGAAGAAAGAUCCCAAGAUUUUAGUUAAUAAAUUAUCUGAUGCAAAGAUUAGAUAUCCUUGUCCUAGAGAGGGAUGUUCAAAGGUUUAUAGCACACCCCAUCAUCUCAAGGUUCAUGAGCGUUCUCAUACUGGUCAAAGACCAUAUAGAUGUACACAUUCAAAGUGUAAGAAAAGCUUUUCAACAGGAUAUAGUCUGAAAGCACAUUUGCGGACGCAUACAGGCGAGAAACCGUAUAAGUGCACGAAUGGAACGUGUAAUAAAAGUUUCAAAACAUCAGGUGAUCUAUUAAAACAUGUGAGAACUCAUACAGGGGAACGUCCAUUUGUAUGUCCAUUUGAUGGUUGUGGUCGAUCGUUUACUACAAGUAAUAUUAGAAAGGUUCAUGUGAGAACACACACUGGUGAGCGACCAUAUAAAUGUACUCAACCAAAAUGUGGUAAAGCGUUUGCCAGUGCAACAAAUUACAAAAACCAUAUACGGAUACAUUCGGGUGAAAAACCUUAUGUUUGUUCUAAAGAAAACUGUGGUAGAAGAUUUACUGAAUAUUCUAGUCUGUAUAAACAUCACCUUGUGCAUACACCACAACGACCAUUUGAGUGCACAUUGUGCUCUAGAAGAUAUCGGCAAAGUAGCACACUGGUGAUGCAUAAAAGAACAGCUCAUGCAUUGGUUGACAGUGAUGAUGGUGCUGAUGUAUUUUUGCAAGAUUCUUUUGAACCUUCUAGUCAAACUAAAAAUAAAAAGAAACCUGUGAAAGAUACUACACUUGGAAAAGAUAAACAAAUUCAGAUUUCUAAAAUGAUUGAUGAUGCAAACGAUAAAGAACCACAAAUUUUAUUGGUUAGCGAUCCUUCACAAAUUACUACACUGCAGAAAAUCGGUCUGGAUGAAAAUUUUGAUGAUCCUGGUAUUGAUACGACUUUUGAAGGAUUGAAUAUAAAGAUUGAAGACAUAGAAUUUGGUUGGAAUUAAUACCAAAAAUGAAAAAUAUAUAUGAUUAUUUUUUGACAUAUAUGUAUGGAUAUCGUGAACAUUAAAUGUUAACGAUUUUGUUAACAUUCAUGUACAUAUUUUUUUAAAUAUCAGAGCAAAAUCAAAUACAUAAGCAAAUACAUAAAUAAAAAUAGUUUCAAACGGUAUUCGACCGCAUAAACAAUGUGAUAA